This is a messenger RNA of Marmota flaviventris (yellow-bellied marmot), 1452 nucleotides long. It is a transcript of the gene Agpat2, whose product is annotated as 1-acylglycerol-3-phosphate O-acyltransferase 2. Gene Ontology annotation, molecular function: 1-acylglycerol-3-phosphate O-acyltransferase activity. NCBI's taxonomy places the organism in Eukaryota, Metazoa, Chordata, Mammalia, Rodentia, Sciuridae. Gene Ontology annotation, biological process: phosphatidic acid biosynthetic process. Gene Ontology annotation, cellular component: endoplasmic reticulum; membrane. The record is from RefSeq and is a predicted model, not a curated record.
UGGGCGCGGGCCGUGUGCGCGGCGGGCCAUGGACCUGUGGCCGUGGCUGACGGCGGCGCUGCUGCUGCUGCUGCUGCUCGUGCAGCUGAGCCGCGCGGCCAGGUUCUACGCCAAGAUCAGCCUCUACUGCUUGCUCUGCCUGUCCGUCUCCGCCGUGGCCUCGGCCGUCUGCCUGCUGCGCCACGGCGGCCGCACCGUGGAGAACAUGAGGAUCAUCAGCUGGUUUGUACGGUCCUUUAAGUAUGCCUACGGCCUUCGUUUUGACAUCAAGGGCCGGGAGAACCUGGAGGUGGACCGGCCCUGUGUCAUCAUCUCCAACCACCAGAGCAUCCUGGACAUGAUGGGCCUCAUGGAGAUCCUCCCCAAGCGCUGUGUGCAGAUCGCCAAGCGGGAGCUCCUGUUCCUGGGGCCAGUGGGCCUGGUCAUGUACCUCGGGGGCGUCUUCUUCAUCAACCGGCAGCGCUCCAGCACUGCCCUGACCGUGAUGGCGGACCUGGGCGAGCGCAUGGCCAAGGAGAAUCUCAAAGUGUGGAUCUACCCCGAGGGCACACGCAAUGACAACGGGGACCUGCUGCCCUUCAAGAAAGGUGCCUUCCACCUGGCAGUGCAGGCCCAGGUGCCCAUUGUUCCUGUGGUGUACUCCUCUUUCUCUUCCUUCUACAACCUCAAGACCAAGCUCUUCACCUCAGGAAUAAUCAAGGUCCAGGUGCUGGAUGCCGUCCCCACCAGUGGCCUCACUGUGGCCGACAUUCCCAAGCUCAUGGACACUUGCCACCACGCCAUGAGGAGCACCUUUUUCCACUUGUCCAGGAAUCCCCAGGAGAACGGGGCCAUUGAGGGACCUGCUGUCCAGCCAGCCCAGUAGCCCUGGCCAUGGGGUGGGGGACCUGGGGCAGGGCAGGCGGGAGGCAGAAGACUAGGAAUGGACAGAGAGACACCCCCUCCCAGGCUGCCAAAUAUCACCGUGUCUGGCUCCCCGGCUCCCGGCUCUCACUUGGACCCUGGAAGCAGGAAGCCCUUUGUCACUGGCCUCAGAUGAAGGCCCCUGAUGUCUCUUCCAGGAGUGAGCUGGAAGCAGCCAGCAUGAGGGACCUCACCCUCAUGCCUGUGCCCCCAGGAUCUGGUAUGUGGCCUCAGGCAGGCUUAGCCCCAAGCCUUCGGGGGAAACUGAGAGCCCUGGGAUGUCCAGACUGAGGCCACACCUCUGCCCUGGCCAGGUCCUGGUAUAUCUGCAGGGCCCACAGGGUGCAGAGUCAGGCUCAGGGGUCCAGGCCAUGGCCUGCAUCAGGCCUUCGGGGAGAGAAGAGGCUUGGGGGCUGGGACUGCCUGGUUUCACCCCGCCUGGGCCACAGGGAGCUGGAGGGCAGGGUCUGCGGCUCCCACCGGCUUCAAGGAUGUCUGUGGGUCAGUGUUGUACUCAGUUCUUUUUUAUAAAUGAACUCUUGGAAGUAA